Branchiostoma floridae (Florida lancelet) is the source of this 3074-nucleotide messenger RNA. Its product is annotated as solute carrier family 15 member 4-like. NCBI's taxonomy places the organism in Eukaryota, Metazoa, Chordata, Leptocardii, Amphioxiformes, Branchiostomatidae. Gene Ontology annotation, cellular component: membrane. The record is from RefSeq and is a predicted model, not a curated record. Bases 918 to 2522 code for a protein of 534 amino acids. Gene Ontology annotation, biological process: transmembrane transport. Gene Ontology annotation, molecular function: transmembrane transporter activity. The transcript has 9 exons.
CCCCCUGCCUCCCCCUGCCUACGUGAGUAGGAGUCACAUGACAACCGUGUGCCUACUCAGCCGCCGGACCUUUCCUGGCCUGUGUUCGGCGUUACCCUUGCGUACGUGAUGAUUAACGCUAGCUAUGUCAUGGAAUUAAAUAACUGUGCAUUCGGGGAAGGGUUGGAUUUUUUUUUAAAAAAGGUGUAUUACUGUAUUGAUUUGAUUUUAUUCCCUCAAUCUGCCAUAACCGCAUAAAACUCAUCAGUUAUAGUAGCAGUCCCGACAGCAAAAAAUAUACUGAGACGAGAGGGUCAUGAAAAGUGUUUCUAAUUCUCCCCCCUCCGGAGUCUAUUUUCCGAUGUAAAAUAUUCCCAACCUCUAUACUCUUUCAUUGAAAACAUUUUCUGACCUGACCAUUUUCUUUUCACUUUUAUCUAUAACGUUAACUUCUUAUGAAUUGCGCGGUUGUUUCCAUCUCCUCUGGAUGAUUUUUAAUCACUGCGCAGGGUCUGCAGAAUAGCUGACGAUGUAUUUCAUUGUGAACAAUGUCCGGUCGAUAUGCUUGUGGGCAAAGUUCCGAAUCAAUAUAACUUCAAAAAUUAUUAUGAAUCUAUUAUCGAGUGAUAUGUGUUUGUUACCUUUGUCCUUGUUACAUCAUGAGAAACUACAUUCCUUAAAACACAGUCAUUAAGCAGUGUCAUCGAGAUAACUGUGCUGUAAGUCCUGACUUCCCCCGCCCAAGGGCAAGGUCGCCUCCUGUUUUGUUCAGUUCCCUUGCGUGUACGAUCGUGUACGGACAGACAAAUCUCAUCAGCACGUCGGGCGUGCGCUCCGGAAGUAAAAGACGCCAAGCAGCGACACAGAGCUAACGUUCGAAACCGGCACUUCACUUUCGUUACAGUUUCGUAUUCGGGGAAGUGGCGACAAACGUCAAUAUGGCGCUACAACAAGAUCAGCAAAGUGCCGGGCGUUUUCCCCGUGUUUACAAGACAAGUCUGAUCAUCGGGCUGAGUGAACUGUGUGAGCGGGUGGCGUACUACGGGAUCGUGUCCAACAUGGCACUGUUUACAACCUCCCAUUGCUUCCCCCGCCUGUACCACGAGCCGACAAGCUUUACCUACAUCUUCACAGGGUUCGCCUAUGUGUUGACGAUCGUCGGUGGGUGGCUGGCUGACGCCGUGCUUAGUCGUUUCUGGACCAUCCUAGGGAGCCUGGGAGUAUAUCUUGUGGGUACGGUUUUCUUGAUUCUAUCGUCGUUCUUCUGUGUACAUCACGAGACGACCGACAGUCGUGUGCCGGUGUCCCUGUACGUGACGGGUCUGUGUCUGGUGGCCGUGGGCACAGGGGGGAGCAAGUCCAACUUAGGUCUGUACGGCGCAGGGCAGUACGGAGAAUACAGCGAGAACUUGGACCAACAGCUCAAGACGUAUUUUCACUGGUAUUAUUGGUGCAUCAACGUGGGAGGUGCCAUUGCUGUUUUAGGGGUGGCUUACCUGCAGGAAAUUAAUCCUCUGCUCGGAUAUGUGGUUAUCUGUGUCGCCGUAUUCCUAGCUGGGGUCGUGUUUGUGGUUGGGAAGCGCUGGUACGAACCGGAUGAAGAGAAAGAGGAAGUACUGUCUAUAGUGACGGGGAUCCUCCGUGCCUCCAGGCGGGCCCAGCGCCCGGUACAGCGGGCUCCCGGUGGCUGCAUGGAACGCUGGCUCGACAGGGCGAACGAAAGUCGUGCUGUAGAAGAAGUUGACGACGUCAAACAACUCUUCAGUCUGCUGUGGAUCUUCCUGUGCCUCAUCCUGUACUUCACACUGUACUCACAGAUGCGCACCACCUUCCUGUUCCAGAGCCAAAGGCUUCGCCUACCGAAAUUCGGCGGUACUGAAGGUGUAGAUGGCGUCUUCUUAAACGUCUUCAACGCCGCCACCGUUCUGCUGAUGAUUCCCGUCAUGCACUGGCUGGUGUACCCCUGGAUGGCACGGAUGGGACGUGAUCUUACUUCUUUGGAGCGAAUGGGGAUCGGCAUGCUCCUGUCGGUAGGUUCGAUCCUCGCGGCUGCUCUGGUGGAGGUCUACAGGCGUGACAAAGUCCAGGAAGGGAACUAUGUUACCCAGAACAUCAGCAGGAACACCAUGCGGGCUGCUGACAUGACGGUGUUCGUGCAGAUCCCGCAGUUCCUGCUCAGUGGCAUGAGCGAAGUCAUGACGAUGGUUACGGGGUACUACUUUGCUUAUACCCAGGCUCCUUUGCGGGCCAGAGGUACCGUGAUGGGACUAUUGCUGCUGAUGUGGGGCCUGGGGAGUUACGCCAGCCUGGGGCUCUCCGCUCUCUUCAACGCUAUCAGCUACAAAAUGACCGGUAAGCGGUGGUUCCCAGUGGAACUAAAUGACGGUCGCGCGGAAUGGUUCUUCAUCUUCUUGGCCAUCUUCAUGCUCCUCAACACCGUAUUCUUUGUUUUCCUCGCCCAGCGGUACAAAUAUAAGACAUACAGAUAUCGCCGCCUCAUGGCCGACAUUGGAACUCCAGCUGAGAAUUCUGUUCGCACCUGACUAUGAGGAGGUUUUAGAAGAACGCUCACGUUAUAUCGCUAUUGGGCUUAUUAUCAGCUUGGCGUUAGAAACAUGUACAUACAUGACGUCCAUUUGGAUUGAUUUCCGCCCGAAAAGUUGCACCUAAGCUCAAUAGAGAUCAUUUUGAUGUUCCUUGUUGUAUUUUCAUGGAAUAGUCAUACAACUCUUUAUAUACCAUACUAGUGCGUAUGUUAGCGCAGAAACAUCAAAUAAAACCAUGACCGCAUAGCUAGCAUGGCAACAGAACUGUGCGUAUAUACGUAUGUUAGCGAAAUAUUAUUAUAUAACUUUGUUCAGUAGAAUUCUGAUGUCACACGAGACCCAAUGCAGGUCACAGUACAGGUACGGUGUCGACGUCGUAUCGGCCAUGAGUUGUUGUGACGUUUAUGUUUUACAAGACGUGAGGUGACCUUCUUGUAGCACCAUGUAUGCUAGAGCAAGGUUUCUAGUUGUGUGUACUUUCAUGAAUUCAAUGAUCAGGUUAUGUUCGAGACGACAUUAUUUGGCUGUACAAUUUAUGACUAUAUUUGU